Messenger RNA from Megalobrama amblycephala (Wuchang bream), 1456 nucleotides. It is a transcript of the gene anxa14, whose product is annotated as annexin A14. Gene Ontology annotation, molecular function: calcium-dependent phospholipid binding; calcium ion binding. The record is from RefSeq and is a predicted model, not a curated record. The transcript is spliced from 12 exons. NCBI's taxonomy places the organism in Eukaryota, Metazoa, Chordata, Actinopteri, Cypriniformes, Xenocyprididae. Bases 398 to 1339 code for a protein of 313 amino acids. Gene Ontology annotation, cellular component: cytoplasm.
CAACCUGUUUUUCCCAGCAUCUUUAGCACCGACACUGUAAAUCCAAACAUGAUCUUUUGAGUUUUCAUUUGAAGUAUCUUUGUAAUUGAAAAGGUUGUUUUGGGUGAAAUGUGUUCAAUUGUGUCUUCCAGUUCUGCAGGUUUUUUUUAAGGUUUUUGUGUGUCUCCAGGUUACACCCAUGAUGGGAUAUCUGAUCUGAUCCGAUCUGAUCCGAGCCAUUGAGAACUUCUAUUUGGUUUGAGGCGUCUGAGAACUACGGCGUACGGAAAGCCGAAGCUGUUUAUUCCUCAAAAGUCUUUUAAAACGUAGAUUUUUUUGAGUUUGAUGAGCUGAAAGUCGAUUUCCACAAGAAUCUUUAACAGAUUGUGAAUAACAUCCUUCACUGAUAAGAGCUGCGAUGGAGACAGAAUCAAACCCACAGGAUUCGUCUCCACUGAUGACCGAAGGCAUGUGGUGGGGAACGCUGGGAUCCGUUCGGCCCUUCCCAAAUUUCCGUGCCGAGAGAGAUGUUACAGUCCUUCAGGCUGCUCUGGAGAAGAAAGAUGUGAGCACUGUUGUGAGAAUACUGACCAAUCGCAGUAACUCUCAGAGACAAUCUCUGGCCCGCGCCUACAAGAACGUCUCACAAAAGGAUCUGGACGCAAGUCUGAAGAAGGUUCUGUCCGGUGAUCUUCAGUCUCUGAUACUCGGUCUGAUGAUGACACCGGAGCAGUUUGAGGCCCAUCGCCUGCGCAAAGCCAUGGAGGGCGCUGGUACAGAUGAAGAAACUCUUUUGGAGGUUUUGUGCACCAGGACGCCGCGGCAGCUCUCCAACAUCACGACUACAUACAGUCAAGAGUUCAAGCGGGAUUUGGAGAAAGAUUUGCUCAGUGAAUCCAGUGGGGAUUUUUCCAAGCUCAUUGUGGCAUUGUUGAAGACUUUAUCUGAGGAGCUGAAAAACAAGAAACCUGCAGCUGAUGUUUGGAUCAGAAUCCUGACCUCGAGACACCCGGAUCAUCUGCGGGUCGUGCUGGACGAGCUGGAGUUUGAGAACGGCCAGACGGUGGAGGACGCUUUAGAGGGACAUUUUAAAGGAGUUCUGUCUGGAGACCUGAGAAAAGGCCUGAAGACACUCGUACGAUGCAUACAGAGCCAGCAUCUGUUCUUGGCACAACGGAUCCAAACUAUGAAAGCCGCAGUGGUUCAGGGUGUGAUUGUGUCUCACAGUGAGGAGGAUCUGCUGAGAGUGCGAGUCGCGUUCCUUCAGUUGACGGGGACUUCACUGUACACGGCCUUACAGAAGCAGUUCAAAGGUGACCUUCAGCAGGGUUUGUUGGCUGUGUGUCGUGCCGAAGAUUAGAAGUUCUGUAUGUGAUACAAUGAUAAAGGUCUCUGUGCACAAAUGCACAUUCCCACAUAUUUACUGCUGUUACACAAAAGCUUUGUUUCUGAAAAUCAAUAAAUCAAUCAAUAAAUA